Rhizophagus irregularis DAOM 181602=DAOM 197198 is the source of this 426-nucleotide messenger RNA. The record is from RefSeq and is a predicted model, not a curated record. NCBI's taxonomy places the organism in Eukaryota, Fungi, Glomeromycota, Glomeromycetes, Glomerales, Glomeraceae.
CAGGAAUUUUCAAACCUCUAUAUAUAAUGCAAAUUUUUUUUUUUGAUUAUAUGCUAAUAAAAACAAGUCAGAUUAUACAUCAUGAUCAUCAUCUCCAAUCCAAUUAUAACAUAAUUGCUACUAAUGAGGAACUAGCGUUAUUUUCAUUACACAAAGUUUACACAAAAAAUUUGAAUUCUAUUCAACCUGCAAAUACAAACUCCCAAACUCCUAUUUUUUGUAACAGAAAUAUUUUGUAAACAUUAAUAUUUUUAAAAACCAAAUCAAUUUCUCAAGUUAAAAAAAAGUACAAACAGACAAAGGCUAGGCUGAAGCUUUUGCAAUUAAAAAUAUAUGACAUUUGUUACACGUUGCAACAACAUAUUAUUGUAACGCGUGAUCUAAUUAUAUGUUAUUAAUAACUUUUUUAUUUUUUAUUUUUUUAUU